Molecule: messenger RNA, 1461 nt
Organism: Rhineura floridana
Lineage: Eukaryota; Metazoa; Chordata; Lepidosauria; Squamata; Rhineuridae
Product: potassium voltage-gated channel subfamily A member 1
Exons: 1
Coding region: 1-1461 (486 amino acids)
Biological process (GO): potassium ion transmembrane transport; protein homooligomerization
Cellular component (GO): synapse; membrane; dendrite
Molecular function (GO): delayed rectifier potassium channel activity; protein binding
Source: RefSeq, a predicted model, not a curated record
AUGACUGUGAUGGCUGGGGAUAAUAUGGAUGAGACUUCUGCUUUGCCAGGCCACCCUCAGGACAGCUAUCAGCCUGGUGUACAUGAUGACCAUGGAUGCUGUGAGAGGGUAGUGAUCAACAUUGCUGGCCUGAGAUUUGAAACCCAGCUGAAAACUCUUGCCCAGUUUCCCAACACAUUGCUGGGUAACCCCAAGAAACGCAUGCGGUACUUUGAUCCACUGAGGAAUGAAUACUUUUUUGAUAGGAACCGGCCCAGCUUUGAUGCUAUCCUCUAUUACUACCAGUCUGGAGGGCGGCUUCGCAGGCCCGUUAAUGUGCCGUUAGACAUGUUCUCAGAGGAGAUCAAGUUUUAUGAACUGGGAGAGGAGGCCAUGGAGAAGUUCCGGGAAGAUGAGGGGUUCAUCAAAGAGGAAGAGAGGCCUCUCCCUGAGAGGGAAUAUCAGCGGCAGAUAUGGCUGCUUUUUGAAUAUCCCGAGAGCUCUGGGCCAGCUCGGAUCGUUGCAAUAAUCUCUGUAAUGGUGAUCUUAAUCUCCAUAGUGAUAUUUUGCCUGGAAACUUUGCCAGCAUUAAAAGAACCCCACAACCGCAGUGACAACUCCACCAUAUAUUACAAGUCCAGUAUCUUUACUGAUCCCUUCUUCGUUGUGGAGACUCUGUGCAUCAUUUGGUUUUCUUUUGAAUUGGUGGUGCGCUUUUUUGCUUGUCCCAGCAAAGCUGAGUUCUUCAAGAACAUCAUGAACUUCAUUGACAUAGUGGCCAUCAUCCCUUACUUCAUCACUCUGGGUACAGAGAUGGCUGAGCAGGAGGGGCCUGAAAAGGGGGAGCAGGCCACUUCUCUAGCUAUCCUGAGAGUCAUCAGACUGGUAAGAGUCUUUAGAAUCUUCAAACUCUCCAGACAUUCUAAAGGCCUCCAGAUUCUGGGACAAACCCUCAAAGCAAGCAUGAGGGAGUUAGGUUUACUAAUCUUUUUUCUCUUCAUUGGGGUGAUUUUGUUCUCUAGCGCGGUGUAUUUUGCUGAAGCUGAAGACCCUGACACUCAUUUCGACAGCAUCCCCGAUGCUUUCUGGUGGGCAGUGGUAUCCAUGACCACUGUGGGAUACGGUGACAUGUACCCUGUGACAAUUGGUGGCAAACUCGUGGGCUCCUUGUGUGCUAUUGCUGGUGUGCUAACAAUUGCCCUGCCUGUACCUGUCAUUGUGUCCAACUUCAACUACUUCUACCACCGAGAAACAGAAGGGGAAGAACAGGCUCAGUUACUUAAGGUUAGCUCUCAUAAUUUAGCAUCUGAUGGUGAUCUGAGUCAUCAUAGCUCCUCCACAAUCAGCAAAUCUGAGUACAUGGAAAUUGAAGAGAACAUGAAUAAUAGCAUAGACAAUUUUAGAGAGGCUAACCUCAGAACUGGCAACACCAUAGCCAACCAAAACUGUGUCAUUAAAAGCAAGCUGCUGACCGAUGUUUAA